This is a messenger RNA of Anoplopoma fimbria (sablefish), 450 nucleotides long. It is a transcript of the gene hcrt, whose product is annotated as hypocretin (orexin) neuropeptide precursor. Gene Ontology annotation, biological process: neuropeptide signaling pathway; feeding behavior. The record is from RefSeq and is a predicted model, not a curated record. The transcript has 2 exons. The coding region runs from base 22 to 450 and encodes 142 amino acids. Lineage: Eukaryota; Metazoa; Chordata; Actinopteri; Perciformes; Anoplopomatidae.
CCCAUUCACACAAGACAGAAGAUGUCCUGGUUCCCCACCAACUUCCAGAACGCUGCUGGGAUGGACUCGUCUAACAGGAAAGUCCUGGUGCUGGUUUUGAUGUUGCUGCUGUCUCGACUGGCCUGUGAUGCUCAAAGCGUGUCUGAAUGCUGCAGACAACCAACUCGCUCCUGUCGCCUCUCACGGUUCCUGUGUCGCUCUGGCAGCAAAAACUUUGGGGGAGCGCUCCCAGGAGACGCCGUCGCUGGCAUCCUCACUCUGGGCAAGCGAAAGGAUGAUGAGCACAACUUGCAGAGCCGGCUCCAGCAGCUCCUCCAAGGCUCCAGGAAUCAGGCAGCAGGGAUCCUGACUAUGGGGAAGAGGAAUGCAGAGAGGGCUGGAGAGCACUACAUGGACUGGAUGGCUCGGUCAGGAUCGACCAUCACAACGCCACUACCUGAUUCAAGUUAA